Drosophila santomea is the source of this 1492-nucleotide messenger RNA. Its product is annotated as nuclear receptor corepressor 2. The transcript has a single exon. Bases 917 to 1204 code for a protein of 95 amino acids. The record is from RefSeq and is a predicted model, not a curated record. NCBI's taxonomy places the organism in Eukaryota, Metazoa, Arthropoda, Insecta, Diptera, Drosophilidae.
UGCUUGGGCAAAUAUUUAACAACAAGUCGUGCGGGGGGCCGCUAGCAUUUUGGAAAUGACGCGCUACAAAUCGGCGGAGCUUAUCAAAUUGCCAUUUUGCUGGUAUUUCCGAGAGCCGAAAGAGCUAUCUAGCACGAAAUCCGAGCGACAAGUGCACAAACAAAUCGGCCGCCGUAAACAAACAGGCUGGGAAAAAUUUCGCUGACUUGCAAAAGCAUCUGCUGCUCGUUCUAAGUUUUUUAAGAUAUAUGCAUGUAUUUUUUUUUUUUGGUUUAAUAUUUCUGCUACUUUCGAACCGGUUGGAGCAAACAUAUUUGAAUACCUCGCCUGAAAUCCUUAUAAAUCAUGUGCGCCUCGAAAUGAAACCGGUUCGCCUUCAAGCAUUCAAGCAGCCCACAAUGCGCGCGCUGCAAAAAGAAGGAAAAAUACGAAAAGCAUAAGAAACAAGAAAUAUAUAGAGUACGCCGCUUCCUCCAAAUAGUUCGCCUACGUUGCUUGGGCUCUCGUUUCGGCGAUACGACGAAGUGUGGACUGUGUGAACUCGGCUCUUUCUCGCCCCGCAUGCGAUUGAGCGAACUGUGAGCGAAUGGACGGACCAACACCACCACCAUCAACAUCAACACCAAAACCAAAAGCAAAAGCGGCCUGCUGUCGUAUUUUUGUUAUUCCCGAACCAACGCUCCACGCCAACGGAACGCUCGAGCAGCCCAGCCGAGCAGAAAGCAGUGCGGAAUAUAUAGAAAUUUGAGAGAAACGAAAUAAAAGGAGCCAACCCAAAGGCCCCCAGCAGUGGCAGUUGUAGUAGUGGAAAAGCACGCGCGUCAUCGUAAAAACGUGCUACGAAAUCGGAGGAAAGCCGCAGUAAUAGCACCCAACUUACAUAAAACCACGGAGGAGCAAUCACACAAUCACUGCCAUGACCGAUGCCAGUGCAAAUAGUCUGGAUGUGUCGGUGGAUGUGGUCUGGCCCACGAUAAUUAUCCUGGCCAUGCUGGUCGUAAACGGCUUCGUGUUCGCCUACAUCAUGCGAAAGCGGCGGGAGUACAAGUGCCAGGAGGAGGAGGAGCUGCAGCAGCAGCAGCAGCAGCAGCAACAACCUGUUCCACACACAUCCUACGCGGCCACUUCGCCCACGGAACGGCAGCAGGAUGCGGAUCAGGAGCAGGAGGACGAUAGCUGUGCCAUUGAGAUGGAGCGACUGUAGGCUUUGGGAUCAAACUGCACGCAGCUAUUAGCCCAGCUCUCAGACAAACUCACCCACCAUCGUCCACAAGCUCUCAACUGCAACGAAGUUUCCUAAGCCAUUAUAUCUGUAGAUUGUCGCAGAGAUCUAGAGAUAUGUAGAUAUACUCGUACAAAACGUAUACGUCGAGUGCCUGGAUCGCACGUGCAUUUAAUUACGGUGUUUUUAAGUUGUUAACUCUAUUUCGCAAGUUCAUUUUCUACAAAAGUAUACAAUAAAUGUGUGAAUUUUAUCAUGCCGCAACGAGAA